This is a messenger RNA of Amoebophrya sp. A25, 2636 nucleotides long. Lineage: Eukaryota; Dinophyceae; Syndiniales; Amoebophryaceae. The record is from the annotation of a GenBank genome assembly.
CAGCACCACAUCAUCGUUACCCUACGAAGUAGUAAUCCACUCGAUUUGUAUUCACGCUUCUUCCUCAGACCACCAGCAUUCACACCAUGAUUAUUGACUUCUUUGCCUAAAGUAAGACGAGGAAGACCAAACCAAACAAAACUCAAAAUGAAGGCCUCUGGUCAACCGCCAAAGCCUGGGGAGGCGGGUUUCUACGACCCUGAGAUGGCGCAGAUGAAAGCAGGACCACAGCCGGGAGAACCGCAAGCGGCACCUAGUAGUUACGGUGAUGUAGUAGUCUAAGUGAAGAACAUCUUCACAUUGUGGUUCCCAGUACUUAGUUAGGGUGAUGUAGUAAGUGUAGAUCAUCACAUUGCAGGAUCCAUCACCUGAUUCAGCCUCCACAGUCCACACUCUAACUUGCAUUCUGGCUUUACCUGUUCAAUGUGCUGGUGCCACCAAUGAUCGUUUUUACGUGUAUUUUCCUCCUCUGCUCUGUUGGCCGAUAUCUACAGCCCAGUUCGAUAUACAUGGUCCUGUUUGCGGAGAUACUUUAUGGUGAUAAAAUUUCUUUUUUUCACGUUCAUUCAUUCAUUCACUCACGUAGAAGUGAAUUGUGGAAGUCCUCUUUUGCGCUCAUGUUGAGAUGCUAAACUAUUGAUAUUCCUGUUUCCUGAGAAAUCGAAGUUCGUGCUUUCUAACUAGAAGGUACACGAAGGCUAAUAAGGACGUCUUCACUCUCCUCUUUCUAAUCUGCCAUCUUCGGCAUGCCAUCUCUCUACUACGUCUUCAUCGCGAGACGCAUGUACCACACUUCGGCCCUGUUGGUCGCUGCCUUGAUCUUCGGACUCUACCAGGGAGAAGUGAUCUUCAGUUAAGACGGACUACUACUUUCUUUUUUAGCAUCUUCACGACUAGCUACUCCUGACUCUUCAGAAGUUAAGGAUACUCUACGACGGACUACUACUUUCUUCUUUAGCAUCUUGUAUCGUCUUUGAGUGGAUUCAUCGCUGCAUUCUGAAGUUUUGACGAGAUGAACCUUUCUCGAAAUAGAGAUGAACCCUUCUCUUAAGGCAAGAAAGGAAAGAGACUCAAGGAAGUUCAAUGCUUGUCAGGGUGAUGAAGAAUGACUACUUAUAAAUUAUACGGCUAAUUUCAGCACGAAAUGCUUCCAGUCUAUGCCAUGCGAGCCAUGAGAGAACGGUCAGGCGUCAACCCCGCAACUACGCCAGCAGAGUCCAUACAAGAUACAGGAACAGUGUAUUUUGCUGAAGGAACCGUAGUGGAACAGGGGAUGGGUAUUAUCCGUAUGCACUUGAUGGUUUUUUUUCUUGGGAACUCCUCUCCAGAAGAUUAGGGACAUCGACGGACAUCUCGCCUACUUCCACCUUGGUUAUUUUCGGACGAGAGAAGUCCACUGGUGACUAAUCCUUUCUUGUCAACCGAAGCAGAUCUUCUUUUCAACCGAAGUAACAAGAGUUUACUUUUUCAAAAAGAAAACAACACAAUGCAGCAAACCUAUUUAGGAUGCACAGAAUAGAAUAGAAAACAACUAAAUUCUAAUUCAGGUAUGUCCUACAAGAGUGAGGAGACUUACUGUGUGGCUCCAAUUUCCCUACGAGGGCAGACGCUCGUGAAGCAGGACUAUUGGGCAGUGGGUGUAGAUUGCUGCGAAUCAGGCUCUCCAACGUUUGAGGGGUGCCUUGACCACAGUGGUGGAGGCGUUUCAGGCCUUCGGGUGAUGUUUCUGGAACAAUUGCCGUUUUUCCAACUUGCGGUGGAGCAGAGUGAGUCGGAGUAUAACAUCUUAUGGACAAGAUGGAAUUUUCAAAGAGCUGAGUACCCACUAACUAGUUACUUGGAAUGGGAAAGAGCACCAGCAGAGUACCCACUAACUUACAUCGUCGAGUUCCCACUAACACUACUCCGCUAAAGGAGUAAGUACCCACUAACUAGUUGCUUACUACAUCUUCGAUCUCUUCAGAUUGAUUCUACUCCAGUAGAAUCAAUGGUUAGGGUGACAAUAAGUUAAAAUGGGGAAGCAGUUCGCCGAAACAAGUGUAGUUGGUGUUCCUCUGUCUCUUCUUCUUAUUUCGCCUCCCUCCUCCACUCUACUCUACCUACUCUUGCUUCCCAAAAAACUACCCAUCAAUGUUCUAACCUUCCGCGCUGGUGAAAAGCCUAUGUUUUUCUACAUAGUGAAGGAUCCUGUCGCACAGGGCCUCAAGUUUGAGAAGCGUGGGACGAUAAACAGGGUUCGCGUCUGCUUCGAGUUCCUACUAGUCAAUGUGCUGAUUGCACCGAUACUCACGUGGGCGUUGCCUUGAGGUGGUAGUUCAGCAAUUGCACCGAUGCUCACGUGGGCGUUGCCUUGAGGAUCGAUGUUUUGAUAGCACAGACAAGAACAUUGCAUAGACGAAAGCGAACUUACACAUACUACAUUUAGUCGUGUUCGCAAUUCCUGCAUAGAAGAUAGUCUUUUUGACAUGAUGACUUUGUCUGCUUUUUCCUUCCACCGUCAAUAAUAUGAAGAUUGAUGCCAGAUGAAGCAUGACGGCACUGCAUCGAAAUUCAUGUUAAUAUUGAUGACGUGUUUCACAGACGUUGAUCUUGAUGUGAUUCAACUAAGCAAAAGCAACCUUGCGGGGCUGUGCCGG